AUGGCCAGCCUCCGAAGUGAGCUCACUUCCAUCCAGUGUGGUGAGCUUGAGGACAAGCACGGUUGGAUGAAGGAGAUCUGCGAUGCUGUGGACACUUCCUUCUCUGAGGAGUAUUCGCCACCCGCCGUGUCUCUUGCCCCUGGCAUGGUGACGGCUGAGGCGGGUGACGACUUGCUUGCAUGCUACUGCACAGCCAAGGGAACCGUGCAGAAAAUGGGGAGUGAAGCCAUGCAUGGUCUGGAGCGAUCUCUGCUGGAACACGUCGUGAGCACUGACGUGGCGACUGCCCACAGCACCGGCGGUGAGUUCUCAGGCGGCUACAGUGCACUUCGAAUAGCUAGGAAUCUGCCGGACGGCGGCAAACUCCUCAGCGUGGAGAAGGACGAGCUGUUCGCUGCAAUUGCAACAAAGAUCAUCGAGUUUGCUGGGUUGGACUCAAAGGUGAAGAUUUGGAUGGGUACAGUUCAUUCCGAGCUGGUGAACAUCACAGACAGGAUGGAGAGGCAGCCUGCAGAUUUUGUUCUCGUGGACCAUUCAAAGGAGCGAUAUGUUCCGGACCUCAAGUUACUGGAAGACUGUGGCGUCAUUGACAAAUCAACAACCGUGGUUGGCGAUGUCGAAGUGUACCCUGGAGACGAGAGGUUGCCGAAGGCCAUUCAGCAAGAGAUCAGCGAAUACUUCAGCGACAGGGAGUUCGCACUGGCUUCGAUGGCCUGCCUGCUGCAAGUGGAAGAUAGCUGCCGAGACGACCCGCGCUUCAUAUCGUUGACGAACCAGGACACGCGCUGCAAGUAUCAGUACUACCGUGCCCAGUGCGCAUGCCCUGAGUCGCAGUUGGAGGACCCGCUCAAAUCUCCAGAGUCUAGAUCUCCAUGUCCCGGUAUUGAACUUGGGAAUUCCGUCCGCUUCGGAGGCUGGAGGUGGGAAGAAGCAAGCAUCAUGUACGGCAAGGACAACUAUGCGAUGCAGCAAGGAUAUCCAUAUGGUGCUUAUGCCGAUGAGUUGGGGCCGUCGAAGCCGCUCAUGGGACCACCGCAGACGAUGACUCGGCAGCGCAUCAACUUGAUUGGCAUCAUUAUGGCGCUGUUUGUGCCGUGGUUCGUGUUCAUCGCCAUGUGCGGACUGUGGUGCUUCAAGUUGCGGUACACAUCGCCUGGAGUGGUGAUCGUCAUCACGCUCGCCCUGGGAAUUCUUCUUGGGCUCUACACCCUCCACAGGGUUAUGCUGUCGUGCCGGGCCAUCAUGUUUGGCCAGUACCACUUAGUUGAAACAGGAAGGUUUGCAGUGUGGCUACUUUUCAUUGCGGUCACUGCUUCCAUUGCCUUCGUGCUGGGCAUGCUCAUUGGCAGCUACAAUUACCAGACGAACAUGCGCUCGAUCUUCGAUGUGGUGUCGCUGAACUCAUACGUUGAGGUCAAUCCCGCAACGAUGAGGGGCCAGGAGCUGAUGGACGCAGGCAAGGUCCAGUUCGUAGCAGGAGCUGGCCUGGACUUCCACCUGGCCAAUGGGUUCAAGAACACUGACAUCUUUUGUGUCGCACCCAUAACCGUGAACAACAUGGUGCUGGCUUCCUAUGACUUCUGGGCGGUGGGCAAGAAUUGUUGUUCCGAUCAGCAAGCAGACUUCAAGUGCGGAGCGUACAACAGUGAUGGUCCCAAGGGAGGCUUGAGGAUAACCAGCGACGAGGAUCGAGACUUCUACAGGCUUGCAGUGCAGCAGGCCGAAUCUGCUUAUGCAAUCAAGGCCAUCCACCCGCUCUUCUUCGAAUGGACUGCGGACUCCUCCAAACAGGUCUUGGACGAUGAACGUGCUGGAUACCAAGUGUUUCUCAUGAGCAUCAUUGCGCACUUCCUUUUCCAAGCCUUUCUGGUCUUGAUAUCAGUUGCAUGUUUCACAAAGUACAGAUUCGAGUGA
Symbiodinium necroappetens is the source of this 1914-nucleotide messenger RNA. The record is from the annotation of a GenBank genome assembly. Lineage: Eukaryota; Dinophyceae; Suessiales; Symbiodiniaceae.